Messenger RNA from Spirometra erinaceieuropaei, 987 nucleotides. NCBI's taxonomy places the organism in Eukaryota, Metazoa, Platyhelminthes, Cestoda, Diphyllobothriidea, Diphyllobothriidae. The record is from the annotation of a GenBank genome assembly.
AUGAACGCAAUGCUCUCCGGCAUCCCUGGCACAACUGUGUACCUGGACGACAUCAUCAUCGUUGGUCGCUCCCCUGCCGAGCUGCAAGACCGAGUGUGCGCAGUACUCGAACGCGUACAGGAAUAUGGCUUUCGCCUACGGGCCGACAAGGGCCAAUUCUUCCUCGACUCCAUCAAGUACCUUGGAUUCGUUUUUGACGUCACUGGUCACCAUCGAGAUCCUGAAAACAUUCGGGCCAUCCAAAGGAUGCUUGCACUCAAGAAUGUAUCGCAACUUCAUUCGUUCCUUGGCCUGAUCAGCUACUGUAGCUCCGCCCUACCAUCGCUGCAUGACGUACGGGCCCCGCUUAACCGUCUGUUGCAGACGGAUGCUCCUUGGUGCUGGUCCCCCUACUGUAAAAAAGGCCUUUGCUCAGCUAAAGUCGACGCUGAGUUCAGAUCUGCUGCUCACGCACUUCGAUCCGACGCUGCCGAUCGUGGUUGCUGCACAUGCUUCCAACCACGAAGUUGGUGCCGUCAUCUCACAUACUUUUCCUGAUGUGUCUGAAAGGCGAUCAUGCAUUCAUCUCGCACGUUAACCCCUGCGGAGAAGAACUACGGGCAAAUAGAGAAAAAGGCCCUAGCCUUCGUGUUUGCCGUCAAGAAAUUUCACAAACUGUUUUUUCGUCGCCACUUCAAGUUGUUGACGGAUCACAAAUCAUUGCUGUCAAUCGGUUCGAAAACGGGCAUUCCCGUCCACUCAGACAGCCGACUUCAGCGAUGCGCAAUCAGCCAUCUUGGUUACGAUUUUGAAAUUCGCUACAGUCAGGCCGACGCCCUUUCUCGCCUCAUCAGCAAUCAGCAGGAACCGGAGGAAGAUACCGUGAUUGCCGCUAUUUCGAUUGAGGACGAUGUGCACCGUCAGCUAUCAGACGCCAUAAGAGGUUGCGUGUUCAAAUCACGUCGGGGUCACCAAUUUGUGGCGGCCAAGGAUGUGAGAUCGACUUAA